CUAGGAGUAUCUGAGGGGGUAUUUAGGACUGCUCCAACCCAUCAGUACCUGCAGCUCUCUCCUCCAGCCUGGAUCUUGUCAGCUGUCUGUCCCAGCCCAAGCAAUGGGAGCACCACUGCUCCUCUUAGCCCUGACCCUAUUCCCAGUUGCAGCUGCAGAAAGCCUGGAACCUCACUACAUGGUGGUGUUCCCUGCUAUCAUUCAGCAGUCCCACGAGGAGAAGCUCUACAUUCACCUCAGCUCCCUAACUGAGGCUGUCCAUCUGGCCAUCACCUUGCAGACAGAAACCCAGAAUCACACCCUGGUGGAGCAGGAUGUGGAGAAGCCAGGCACUUUUCAGAGUAUCACCUUCCAGGUGCCAGACCUCAUGUUAAUCCCCAUGAAAAGAGAUUAUUCCGGGACACAGUCAGAGGAGGUGGCUUUUCUGCAUGUCCUUAUCCACAGUGGAGACAAUGUGCUCCUUGAGGGUCACAAGAAAGUUCUGGUUAAGCCCCAGAAGAAUAUAAUUCUGAUAGAGACAGACAAGGGCUUAUACAAACCUGGAGAAACAGUGAAAUUUCGAAUUGUGAACCUUGAUGAGAACCUUAAGGUCAUCAAAAAUGAGUAUUCCCAGAUAUGGCUACAGGAUCCUGAAUACAACCGUGUUGCUGAGUGGCUGAAUGUAAGGUCAAAUCAUGGCAUUGUGGAUCUGUCUUUCCCCCUGGCAUCUGAAGCAUCCCUUGGGAAAUAUACCAUCUCAGUGCAGCAGGGCAUGGCUCAAAAAACCUUCCGUGUUGAGGAAUAUGUGCUGAAAAAAUUUGAGAUGAAAAUUGAGCACCCUCCACAUAUCACUACAGCAGAUGAGGAAUUUCAGCUGGUUGUCUGUGGCAAGUAUACUUAUGGGAAGCCUGUUCAAGGGAAAGUAAACAUUACUGUUAUGACACCAUCCCAGGCCAUGGGAGGCGAUAUUACAAGUUCAGCGAUUCAGAAACAAAACAGCUGGACAAAUAAGGAUGGCUGCACUACUUUCACAAUGAAGACAGAAGCUCUGGAAAUAAAUGAAGCUGACAAACACAUAAUUGCAGUAGGAGAAAUGGUGGAAAACGGAACAGGAGCCCAUUCUAUGGAAACUGCUUUAAUUCCUGUUGCAACGACAAUGAAAUCUGUAGAGUUUAUCAACCUCCAUCCGUUCUACAAACAUGGGAUACCAUACACAGGGAAGAUGUUCUGCCACAGUGCAAAGUCUCCCCUCAGAAAUGUAACAAUCCAUCUAAUAGUUGACGUCAAUGAUGAGGAGACACAGCUGUCACUCCUCACAGAUGAGAACGGAGAAGCUCACUUCACACUGGAUACCACCAGCUGGAACAGCACUAUGGUUUCUCUGAGGGGUACCUACAACCCUCCACGUGAUGACAGACCAUCUUUUGAGAUUGAAGAAGAGGACAGCUUCCACUGGCUGAAACCUUUCUACUCUGAGAGCAACAGCUUUCUUGAGAUCAAGGCCAAGGAUGAUGUGAUGUCCUGUGAUCAAGAGCAGGAAGUGCAGGUGGAUUAUAUCCUUUCCCAGAAUAAACUCAGCUCUGAAGAAGACCACAUUGAUUUCUACUAUUUGGUGAUAGCAAAAGGCAAGAUCCUUUUCAGCAGAGCAAAGAAGGUGCCAAUUACCCAGCAUGAGAAUCUGCAGGGCUCCUUCUCAUUGACUCUGCCUGUUGGCAAUGAGUUCCUGCCUGGCAUCAAGCUUCUGGUGUAUGCCGUGUUCUCAGAUGGAGAGGUGGUGGCUGAUGUGGAGCAGUUUGAAGUAGAAAAGUGCUUCAGACAUAAGGUGGCACUGGAAUUCUCACACAAGGAGGAGGUCCCAGGAUCAAAAGUCAGACUGAACCUCAAGGCUGCCCCAGGGUCCUUGUGCUCUGUGCAAGCUGUUGACAAGAGUGUCCUCCUGAAGAAGAACCAAACCCUAACAGCUGACAGCUUGUAUGAGGAAAUCUUUGAGGACAGCUUCACAGUCGGAGGCCGAGGCUUGCCUUACCGCUUGGAAGACUUUGAGGCAUACCCUUGCCUGCCCCAGCAGCCCAGGCCCCACAAAAAGGCUUGGAUGGGUGCACCAUGGUACCAAAGUGAGGCUGAUGUCUAUAGCCUGUUUAAGAAACUGCGCAUGAAAAUAUUUACCAACACUAGAAUCAAGAAACCUGUUUCCUGUGUGCUUCCAGAGUUUAAAAAAAAGAUAUAUCUAAAAAACCAGUCUAUACAUGGCAGCCCAGGUACCCUUGCUGAUUCUGAACCUCGCUCCGAUGACAAGGAGAAGCCAAAACCACGGACGCUUUUCCCAGAGACCUGGAUUUGGGAUUUGGUCUCUGUUGGGGGCGAUGGACAAGCAUCUCUCCACGUUGCUGUACCUGACACCAUCACAGAAUGGAAUGCCAACACCUUCUGUGUUGCUGAUACUGGCUUUGGUUUCUCACCUCUGACCUCUCUUAGAGUCUUCCAGCCAUUCUUUGUGGAUGUAUCGCUGCCAUACUCUGUGAUCCAAGGAGAGACUUUCAGUCUAAAAGCCACUGUCUUCAACUACCUCAAGGACUGUAUCCAGGUCCACACCACCCUCAUGGAGACCCCAGAACUGAAGGUGGAUGCCUGUCCAAGCUGCCAGUUCACCAGCUGCCUCUGUGCCAACAAAGCAGAAACCUUUGUGUGGAAAGUGACGGCAACCAAGCUGGGCAGAGUGAAUGUCACCGUGAGCAGCGUGGCAGAGGAGUCACACGGCCUGUGUGGUAACAGGACUGCUGUGACACCUUCACAAGGAGGGAGAGACACAGUGAUAAAAUCUCUGCUUGUGAAGCCAGGCGGUGUCCUACAAGAGAAGACCCAAAAUGCCUUUCUCUGUCCUGCAGAUAACACCAUCUCUGAAGAGUUCUCCCUGACUCUGCCUGCAGAAGUGCUGGAGGGAUCUGCCCGAGUCACAUUCUCUGUGAUUGGUGACAUCAUGGGUCCAGCACUUCAAAAUUUAGACAGGCUGCUAAGCAUGCCCUUUGGCUGUGGUGAACAGAACAUGGUCCUGUUUGCACCAAACAUCUUCAUACUCCAGUACCUGAACAAGACUAAACAACUGAACCCAGAAAUUAAGGAUAAAGCAUUGACAUUUCUGACAACAGGUUACCAGCGUCAGCUGCUCUACAAACACGACGAUGGCUCCUACAGUGCCUUUGGGAAAGGGGAUGAGCAGGGCAACACGUGGCUGACAGCUUUUGUAGCCAGGUCCUUUGGCCAGGCCAGCUCUCACAUUUACAUCGACAAGGAGCACGUGCACAGCGCUCUGCGCUGGCUGCAGAAGCAGCAGCUGCCCAGUGGCUGCUUCCAGAGUGUGGGGAAGCUCUUCAACAAUGACCUGAAGGGUGGUGUGGAUGAUACGAUCUCAUUAACAGCCUAUAUUGCUGCUGCACUGGUGGAACUCGAUCUGGAGAGGAAUGACACCAUGUUGGAUAAUGCCUUACACUGCCUCAAGAAGGUAACACUUGAUGAGACAAGCCUUUAUGUCAAGGCUUUGAUGGCUUAUGUCUUCACACUGAGUAAGGACAUGGAGAUGAGAAAGCAGCUCCUGGAUAUGAUAGAGAAGGAAACUGCACAGCUACUGACACCACAAUCUGAUGAUGAAAAGUCCUCUUCCACGAUUGAGACAGUAGCCUACAUCAUCCUGGCUCAUGUCUCCAAACCAGACUUGUCACACAGUGAAGCCUCCGUGAGCAAGCUUGUGCACUGGCUCAGUGGACAAAGAAAUGCCUUUGGAGGAUUUGCUUCCACACAGGACACGGUUGUCAGCCUGCAGGCCCUCGCUCAGUAUGCAGCCCUGAUUCCUCAGGAGAUCAGAGAUGUCAAGGUGGCAGUGAAAGGGAAGGGGGCUUCUCCACUGGAGUUCCAUGUGCACAGGAACAACAAGCUGGUCCUGCAUCAGGCAUCUCUCCUUGCAGACACAGGGACCUACACAGUGCAAGCAACAGGCAGUGGCUGUGUUUACGUCCAGACUACUUUGUACUAUAACAUCCCACCACCAAAAACAGAAGAGGUCUUUGUCCUGGAUGUGGAAACAGUACCAAGAGAAUGUGAUGGUGUCAGGAAAGAGUUUGACAUCCAUGUGUCUGUCAGAUAUGUAGGGGACCGUGGGACAAGUAACAUGGCCCUGGUGGAGGUGGAGAUGCUGUCAGGGUUCAUUCCUCUUCAGAGCUCUGUGAAAGAGCUGGAGAAGGUACCCCUUGUGAAAAAGACAGAGGUAAAACCAGACAAAAUCACAAUCUACUUGGAGGAGCUGGGUGAGAGUUCUCUGAAGCUUAACAUCUCAGUGGAACAAGAUGUUGAAGUGCAAAAUCUGAAAGCUGCAACAGUGCACAUCUAUGACUACUAUAAGCCAGAUGACCGCACGGCAAGAGAAUACGCUUUCCCUUGCAGUUCAGGUUAGUAUUAACAGACUUCCAGCUGGAACAGAGCAGAGGAAUGGUGGUGCCUCAAGGCAGGUUUCCUCCUAGUAUGCUCUGACUCUGCAACCUGAGUUUUCUGCCUUUAUAAGGAAAACAUUGCUUCAGCUCUCCUCUUCCCUGCUGUGUUGGCAGCACCCUAUUUCAUUUGCCCUAUGUUUCUAUGUGAAAACUGCCUUAAUACACAUUAGUUUGAGAGAAAACAAAAUAAAGCAUGUGGAACCUGUAAAGAAGGCAGUGACUUGACAGCUGAUGAAGAUUUCAGCACAUGAAAAAGAGGGAAACACUGUGCAUGUUAUGGCUACAUACUUUGCAUUUGGUUACCAUAAUGGUUUAAAUCUCUCUCCUCUUCAAGUCCCAUUUCUGAGCUCCUUUUUUAUUAUUAACUCAACUAACACCAUGGUUGAUCUGCAACCAAACUCCAUGUGAAAAAACCCUCUCAUUUUUAACCCUGAUCUGGUUUACUACCUGACCCUGUAAUUUUUCUGUCACAACUGAAGAGUAGGAGCAGGCAAGGGAAUGCUGAGGAAGAAAUACUUUACCAGUUCAUUCAGACAGAAAAGGCCUGUACAGCAAAGUCUUAUGAAGUGAGGGCAUGAAACCAAAAUAACACUCACUCCAAAUUCACUACAUGUUUAGACUCUGACAACACCUAGUCCCAUCCUGUCAAGACAUUAACCCAAAUGACUAAUCCUUACCUGUGGCACUACCUAAAAAAGACAACAAACUGAGGAAUUUCAGGAUGCAGCACAUGCAACAAGACAACAGAGUGUAUGCAGAUGGCUCAGCGGGAUACUCAGUGCCAUCAGGAAGAUAGCACUCAUGAAAAGGGGGAUACUAGAUAAGAAAAAAUGGGUACUAGUUUUACAGAGCUGAUUGCCAAAAGAGAAAUUACCAGGACAGUCAUGCCAAAAAUUUGAAGUAACAAGGCCAGGGGCAAUGGAAAAAAAGUGAACAAGAUAAGCUGGGGAUUUGGGAAGCAAUGACAAAAAAGGGGAAAAAGGAACAUGAAUGAAGGAGGUGAUGUGACAAGGAUUGCUUGGGUUAUCCCUGUGUAGUAGCCAUUUGCCUGAUCAAUACAGUUUGCAAAAGGAGAGCAAAUAUGGUUUUUUCUAUGACCAUUCAGAACAAUUGGUUCAAAAAGUAGGCAGAACCAGCCCUUCCACACGGGGACAAAAAGAAAAUAAAAGCCUCACUGCAGUGCUUAACAAGCAUUUAGGGGAGGUAGAAAACCUGAGGAACCAAGGGAUACAUUCUGUGGACAGCUGAUACAAAAAGUGGACAGGGUUGAGUUCAGGGAAGCAAAAAUAGGAAAGGACUGAUCAGGCCUGCAAGGAUUGUUCCCCUAGCAUUGUCCCUUCCCGAGACAUUGUAGGAAUCAACAGAGACUGUUCAAUGAUGCUCUGCAAAGGGAGCUAAGCGAGACCUGUUGCCUGUCCUAAUUGCCUUCUUGGCAAGUCUCUUCCUCUAGAUAUUUGGUCUGGACUGGAAGAGCUUUGGGGUCAAAGCCCUCUGAUCUGUUAAACUUCAGAGAGGGAGGUUGCAAAUAAAACCUGAAGCCUGUAA
This is a messenger RNA of Parus major (Great Tit), 6005 nucleotides long. Its product is annotated as alpha-2-macroglobulin-like protein 1. The record is from RefSeq and is a predicted model, not a curated record. Gene Ontology annotation, cellular component: extracellular region. The transcript is spliced from 37 exons. Gene Ontology annotation, molecular function: endopeptidase inhibitor activity. Bases 104 to 4423 code for a protein of 1439 amino acids. NCBI's taxonomy places the organism in Eukaryota, Metazoa, Chordata, Aves, Passeriformes, Paridae.